This is a messenger RNA of Drosophila serrata, 1096 nucleotides long. It is a transcript of the gene bic, whose product is annotated as bicaudal. The record is from RefSeq and is a predicted model, not a curated record. Lineage: Eukaryota; Metazoa; Arthropoda; Insecta; Diptera; Drosophilidae.
CACUCGCGAGCAGUACCACUGACCAGUACUACCCUCAUAUACAUACUGCUUUGCCAUUUUUAUCAUGGCGAUUUCUUUUUGACAUUUCACUACUACUGGUCGCACGUGUUUUCGGGUUAGGCUCUGUGCUAAAUUUUAAUUGAAUCAAAAUGAAUCCGGAGAAGUUGAAGAAGUUGCAGGCGCAGGUGCGCAUUGGCGGCAAGGGCACCCCCCGCCGCAAGAAGAAGAUCGUCCACUCCACGCCCGCCACCGACGACAAGAAGUUGCAGUCGUCGCUGAAGAAGCUGUCGGUGAACACAAUCCCCGGCAUCGAGGAGGUGAACAUCAUCAAGAACGAUGGCACCGUCAUCCACUUCAACAACCCAAAGGCGCAAGCCUCUCUGCCGACGAACACGUUCGCCAUCACCGGCCACGGUGAGAACAAGACGAUCACGGAGAUGGUACCUGGCAUCCUCACGCAACUGGGGCCCCAGGACAUCAACCAGCUGAAGAAGCUGGCCACGGAGAUCGCCAAUAAGAACGCCGCCGGCGGCGCAGCCGGUUCUGCUGGUGCUGAUGCCGGUGACGAUGAUGUGCCCGAUUUGGUCGAGAACUUCGAAGAGGUUGCCAUCGCCGGCACGAAGGCUGCUGCCCCUGCUGACGGCGAAGUGGCGGCUUCCGCCUAAGAAGAAGGAUUCACACCACAUACACACAUUAACACCGAACACAUACAAACACACAAGGCAGAGGAGCGAAGGGAAAUAUACCGGGCAUACCGCCCAGCCGGACACACUAAAACGCACGCCCUCAACAUCGGGCAAAGCCGCCCGAUACCGGACCCUGGUCUUGCGCACGGUAUGUCGCUGGAAUAGGCUUUCCCUUCGUCACCCUCUGCCUCUUUUUUGGGGGUCAUGCUACACACUAUACACUAAAAAAACAAAAAAUAAAGGCAUCCGAGCGAGCGCUGAACAGAAGCAACACCUAAACAUAAUACCUUACCAUAAUAUGUAACGUACUAAGGGAACCUUCAAACCUAAUCUAAUAGUCAUAGUUUGGAAGCGAUCAAAAUGUAUUUUCCAAAGCGAUUAAAGCACGUUUCCUUAAUCCAAUAUUGGAA